Messenger RNA from Oikopleura dioica, 609 nucleotides. The record is from the annotation of a GenBank genome assembly. Lineage: Eukaryota; Metazoa; Chordata; Appendicularia; Copelata; Oikopleuridae.
AUGGACGUCCUUGUGAGCCUGAUGGAUAAGAUAGCCGUUUACUUAGCGCAACAGAUUCAGAGAAUCCACCACGAGGCGGCACAAGCGGAAGAAAUGAGCUGUUUUCAGCAGUGCAUUACUGCAGGAUUUCCGAGAUCUCGAAAAAUCUCCCCGAAACGAAGAAAAGAAGAAAAAUCAGAGCAUCAUUUUCACCCUCCUUCUCCUUCAAAUCAAGGAAGACGCUUAUCCGAAAAUUACCCGUAUCACUCGGCCGCGGAGUCAUAUCAUAAUUACCCACAAAGUAACAUCCACCCUCCAAGAAGAUCAUCAGAUGGAGAGAGCUUGAUGAAUUCAUUCAAUGGCUCUUUACAUAGCUCGUUUGGCAGGAAGUUUCCGCCCCUCGCACCAAGAAAAAUAUUUUCACGAAAAGAGAGUCCCGUUACGGUUAUUGACGGCUCUAGCACUAGAAGAGCCAUUCAAGAGUGGCAACAACCGCCGAAGUACUCGACUUAUCAAUCAGUAGGAACGGGCUAUUUAAAACGCGCAACAAUGACCUUUUUCAAGAGGACAUUUCGGACAUCAAAGAAUCUAAUUAUUAGCUCUAUAAAAAAGGACCUGGUUUGGAUCUAA